AUGUAUAAGAAUCAGCUACAAGAGUACACGCAAAAAUUGGCCAAACCGCUCCCAAUUUAUCACACAGUUAAUGAAGGUUUUACACAUGCGCCUAAGUUCAGAUCAACAGUCUUGGUUGAUGGUUCCAAAUACGAAUCAAUGUCAACUCAUCCCACUAAGAUACAAGCUGAGCAAGCAGCUGCAAAACUAGCUUAUGAAUACAUUUGCAAAAAAAUUGAUGCUACAGAAUGUUCACUUCUUUAUAGGGAACCUCUGCUGUGCAAAUCCAUUCUAUAUGAAUUUGCUAUCAAGAAGAACCUGAGGAGGCCUAUAUAUAACCCCGUAUAUGAAGGGCCAAGUUCAGUUUUUAUUUCCUGUGUGUCUUUGGGAUUUAGAACUUACAAAGGUGAGGUAGCUGGAAGUAAGAAAAUGGCAGAGCAAUUAGCUGCUCGAACCGCUAUUGAAUCACUCUUAGAAACUGAUGAUGGAACUCUUUCCCAAAUCAUUAAGUCCAAAGAUAAGUUCCAUCCCGGUAUACAACCCAAAAAGGAAGCUGGCACUGAUGAGAAAAUCUUACCCAACUGCUCUGGUAAUUUACAAGGCCAAACAUAUAAGUGUCAUCCUGGUAUACAAAUAAAAAAUGAAACUGGCUCUGCUGAGAAAAUCAUGCCUAAAUACUCUGGAAAUUUACAAGGCCAAAAAGCUAGCAUUGAGCGAGCAGUUGUUUGUUUCAACUCUGAUGGCACCGUUGGCAAUCAUACAAGUGGACCAAAGCGUAAAACCGAAACCAACAACUGGGGAAGGAACAAAAUGAAAAGAUUUGGUUAUUGA
Molecule: messenger RNA, 810 nt
Organism: Nicotiana tabacum (common tobacco)
Lineage: Eukaryota; Viridiplantae; Streptophyta; Magnoliopsida; Solanales; Solanaceae
Source: RefSeq, a predicted model, not a curated record